UCAGGUUUUUGGCCCCCUGCCCCAGUUCCUAGAGAGAAGUGGACUGCGGUGUGAGGGGAUGCAGAGGGUCACUUCGUAAGAGACUUUUCCGAACCACUGCUGAGGUGUGGUGGUCUUGCUGGCGCUUUUACAGUUACCAAAGCAUCACACAGGUGGGUGCUACAUUUCAUACUGGACGAUCCGGUUACGGAGGAGGAGUUAUGACAAUCAAAAACGACGAGGAGCUCCGUGGCCUGUCUGUCAGAUGUCUGACUCUACCACAGGAGCUGGCCCCACCAAUCCCUACCAUUAUGCCUGCUCUACUAGAGAGGCCCAAACUGUCCAAUGCCAUGGCACGCGCCCUGCACAAGCACAUCAUGCGCGAGCGAGACCGCAAGAGACAAGAGGAAGAAGAAGUAGACAAAAUGAUGGAGCAGAAGCAGAAGGAGGAGGAGGAAAGGAAGAGGAAGAAAGAGGUGGAGGAGAGAAUGUCUUUAGAUGAGACGAAAGAGCAGAUCAUGAAGAUGGGGGAGAAGCUACAGGGGCUACAAGAGGAGAAACACCAGCUCUUCCUCCAGUUGAAGAAAGUGCUCCAUGAGGAGGAGAAGCGACGGAGGAAAGAACAGAGUGACAUGACAACCCUGACAUCUGCUACUUACCAGCCCAGCAUGGCUAUCCACUCCCACUCAGGACAACACCUGCUCAGCAUGCAAGCGAGUCAAGUGAGUCACGGCCGGUCUGCUGCUCUUCUUGGAGAACGCAGUAAACAGCUCUUCCAGUCCCCUGUCCUUCCGGGGCGUCACUACCAGAGCCAACCAGGGAUGAGCUCCGGGGGCUUGGAGCAUGGGCAGUAUACAGCCAGCCAGGCAGCCCACGGCCCCUACGGCCAGCUCACCCAGGCACAGCACGCCUCUCCCUUCGCCCCCAGCCAGACUGUUCCUGUCAGCUACGCCAGCAGCUCACAGCUCAGAGGUGCCUCAGCCUUCCAAGCCAUGCAGUACCUGCCUCACCAACAGCAGGGCUACGCUGUACACAGCCACUUUACCUCCCAGCCAGGAUUUAUCCCUAGUGCUGGGAUCCCUCUGCAGAAGCAGCUGGAACAUGCCAAUCAACAAUCUGGCUUCACUGACUCUAGUGCUCUACGGACCAUGCACCCUCAGGCGCUUCAUGCCAGUGCUGCAGGCCUGCUGCCUACCCCCUCCCUCGCAGUGCAGAUCACUCCUGCCAAGUCUGGCUUGCCAUACACCAAUCCCCCCCGCCCGGCCUCUCCAGGAAGCUUCACCCAUGGAACUCCUCCACAGCAGGCUCACCCAGCAACGUUUCAGAGCUCUCCUCAACCCGCUCCUCGGCAUGCCUACCUCUCCCACAGCCAAUCAGGACAGAGGUUCUACCACCACACCAAGUAAACUGGCUCAACCACCACCAGCAAUUAGGGAUUGGCAUCGCUCUCCUCACAGAUUUAUUCUUCAACUGCUUAAAUAGUACAUCUAUUUCUUCUGCCAAAAUGUUGCAUUGCAUCCGAUAAUGUGUAUGUUGACUACUUUCACUAUGCAUUAGCAUGUUUUUUUUCUAUAUCAGUAUUUCAAUAGUUAAGCGUUCUGUUUCAUGCAGGGUGUGUCUCAAUCAUGACAUACAGUGGGGGGAAAAAGUAUUUAGUC
Coregonus clupeaformis (lake whitefish) is the source of this 1637-nucleotide messenger RNA. RefSeq names its product G protein pathway suppressor 2 (gene gps2). NCBI's taxonomy places the organism in Eukaryota, Metazoa, Chordata, Actinopteri, Salmoniformes, Salmonidae. The coding region runs from base 201 to 1385 and encodes 394 amino acids. Gene Ontology annotation, cellular component: transcription regulator complex. The record is from RefSeq and is a predicted model, not a curated record. The transcript is spliced from 12 exons. Gene Ontology annotation, molecular function: transcription coregulator activity. Gene Ontology annotation, biological process: regulation of transcription by RNA polymerase II.